AGGGACACACAAAAGGAAGAAGGCCUAGUGUUUAUAUAGACACAAAAUUUGCUGCCAUUGAAGAACUACCUUUCAUUUCUUCAAUGGCGGCCUUUCUCAAGGCAGCUCCCUUUCUCCUCCUCCUCUUCCCUCUCCUCUUCGUCUCCGCCCUCGCCCAGUUCGACACCGUCGGCGGGAACUAUGGCACUGGCUCCAACCCCCUCGACAACACCUUGAAGGAGAUCCUGGCUGAUCCUUCGACCGGGACGAACGACGCUGGUAAGCGAGAUGCCACCGACACGAACCCGGCCGUACCGGUCGAGACCAACCUGCCCGGGAUAACGUUCGAAGCCGGCCCGGAGGUGGUCGACGAAUCGAACAAGCGGGAUUUCAAGACGAAUUAUGGAGGGAUGUGGAAAUUGGUUGUUCAGAACUCCUUUGUCUCGGCUAUGCACAUGAUUUUGAUGCCAAACAAUAAGAUGAUCAUAUUUGAUGCAUCUGCAUUUCAUAUCUCACAAAUCAAGUUGCCCGGUGGAAAAUGUUUCCCUUUCACCACUGACCAGGGUGCAGUACUCCAAGAUUGUUGGGCUCAUGGCGUCGAGUACGAUAUCGCAUCCGGAAACCUAAGACCUCUCACGAUGUCUUCGGAUCCAUGGUGCUCGUCGGGAGGACUUGACAUAAACGGUAGAGUGGUUAACACCGGCGGAUGGAAGGACGGAACGAGAGCCGUCCGAUAUAUCGGUACAUGCGAGAACUGUGACUGGAAAGAGUAUCCAACGGCACUGGCUCGUCCACGGUGGUAUGCGACUCAGAUCACGAUGCCGGACGGCGGUUUCUUCUUAGUCGGCGGGCGGAGAUCUUUCAGUGUUGAAUUUGUUCCGGCGGAAGGAGCUUCUAAUGCUAGGGCUAUCAAAAUGCCUUUCUUGGAUGAGACCACUGAUUUAGACGAAAACAAUCUGUAUCCCUUCGUUCAUCUUUCCACCGACGGCAAUGUCUUCAUCUUCGCCAACAGCCGCUCCGUUCUAUUUGACCCUAAGGCUCACACCAUCCUCCAUGAGUAUCCCAUUUUGGACGGCGGUUCCCGAAACUACCCCGCUUCUGGAAUGUCCGCUCUUCUCCCUCUCAAGCUUUGCCUCGACAAUGCCGAAAAAAUUCCGGCCGAGGUGAUCGUGUGCGGUGGGGCGAGACCGGAAGCGUACCGAGCAGCGGAGAAGGGGAACUUCAUUUUAAUUUGAAUGGAUUGGAGACGAAGCUGGGCUACGGCAAGGACUGGAGUAUCCUUUUCCAUUUGAACGUCAGGGAGGGAGUGGAUCCCGAUAACGACAUUAGGGUUACGAUGUAUCCGCCGCCGUUCACGACGCACGGCUACUCCAUGAACCAGAGGCUUCUGGUUUUGGCCAUAAAGGGACUGGAAGCAACCGGGCCGAGGAUUUACAAAGUUACGGUGGCGACGCCGCCGUCUGCAAUCAUUGCGCCGCCGGGGUACUACCUUGCCUUCGUGGUGUAUCGCGGGGUUCCGAGCGUCGGAGUCUGGGUUACCAUUCAGUGAUUUAAUUUUAUUAUUUAAAUUUGAAUCAAUGUUGUUUGUUAUUGUUGCUUUAUUUUAUUUUAUUUCUUUUCUCGGCUGAGAUUAUAAUUCGGCUCCAUUUUGAAGAAAGAAAGUUUGGUGGUGGAUCACCGAUUAACUA
Messenger RNA from Momordica charantia (bitter melon), 1667 nucleotides. Its product is annotated as aldehyde oxidase GLOX1. The record is from RefSeq and is a predicted model, not a curated record. Lineage: Eukaryota; Viridiplantae; Streptophyta; Magnoliopsida; Cucurbitales; Cucurbitaceae.